This is a messenger RNA of [Candida] anglica, 1104 nucleotides long. The record is from the annotation of a GenBank genome assembly. NCBI's taxonomy places the organism in Eukaryota, Fungi, Ascomycota, Pichiomycetes, Serinales, Debaryomycetaceae.
AUGCAAUCGUUUAAAGGGUUACGUUCCUUAAAUCCAGCCUUAGCACCACUUAUAGCCAAGACAGGGCCUCCAACGCAUCAAUAUGGAUUUAGAAAUGUGGUGCGGCCACAACUGUGUCAGGACUUGAUAGAUAAACUAGAUUUAAAGUCGAAAUACCCCAACUCUGCGAACAACCUAGACAUUAUCGAUGUUUUCCCAGGGUAUGGACUUUUUUCCACCAUGGUCAACUUUGAAUUAAAUCCACGAAAACAUGUAUUAAUGGAUACGAAUAAACAAUAUGUUUCUAUGUGGAGAAAUAGAAUAGAUCACUUGAGAGAAAGGACAGGAAAUUCGGAAAAUUUUGUUCUUUAUGAGAAGGAUGGUUAUACUUGGGAAACUUAUAAUGACUUAAUUGAAAAGGAUAAAAUUAUUCAACCCGAGACACGUCCAAGCUCUCAGAUACACGAUGAGCUCCUUAUAAUUGGGAACUUGACUCCUCUGAAGUUUGGUGAAGCAUUGUUUGCUCAAUGGCUCAUGUGUUGUGCCUAUGGGAAUUGGAUGCAAAAAUAUGGUAGAGUUCGUAUGCUCUGCUUUGCCACUGAUCAUACAGCUGCAAAGUUUUGCGCACAGGAGAAGUUUACCAAGAGAAACAAAUCUGGAAUUAAGCGUGAUACAUUCACAGAAACUUCGGUAAUUGCCGUAACGGAACUGAAAGAGUUGCUGGAACCAGAUGGGUUUGGAUUUGAUCCUACGGUCUUGAUAAAGGAUCAACCUGUAAUCCUUCCCAUCAAGGCAGUACUUCCUGAGGGUAAUCCAGUAUCACUUCUUGAAGUAAAUCCUCGUGACCUUUCAAAAUUAGAUAUUGAUGUUGACUUGUACGAGUAUCUUCUUAAAAUCCUUAUGUUUAGAUCGUCUUCAUUGGUAAUAGAAAGUCUUUCCCAUUUGGCACCAGGUGCUGAAAUUGAUUUACCACCUAAAAUACCCAAUGAAAUAUUACAGAAGUCAACCAAGGAACUAUCUGUGGAAGAAAUUCUUACAGUUUAUAACGUUUUCAAUAAUUGGGCAUUCAAACCAAGUUUUGAAGAAAUGGUUAGCAUUAAUGAUGUUGAGAGUAGAAGAUUUUAA